This is a messenger RNA of Portunus trituberculatus (swimming crab), 1553 nucleotides long. Its product is annotated as AP-4 complex accessory subunit Tepsin-like. Gene Ontology annotation, cellular component: trans-Golgi network membrane. The transcript is spliced from 8 exons. The record is from RefSeq and is a predicted model, not a curated record. Bases 115 to 1482 code for a protein of 455 amino acids. NCBI's taxonomy places the organism in Eukaryota, Metazoa, Arthropoda, Malacostraca, Decapoda, Portunidae.
AUACAAACACUGGUGGCCUGACUGGUGGGCGAGAGGAAUGUCAACAAACAACAGCUGAUCGUGACAACCAGCCAAUGCUUUGAGGAAAUCUCAGCAACUUCACCACCAGGAGGGAUGGAACUCCUCAAGGAGGCCAAGAAUGUGGUGGACUUCGCAUCCUAUUAUCCGCUCCUCAACAAGGCCACCACAGACAAUGACACACCAACGCCAGGAUACGUGUAUGAAGAAAUUAUCAAGAUGAGCCACAACUCCUCUGGCCAUCGGCAACUACUGAUUGACUUUCUGCUGGCACGUCUGCACAGCUCCUCCUGGCCUGGGAAGCAGAAGGUGAUAAGAAUCUUCCAACACUUGUGUACUCGUGGCCACAGGGGGGUGAGGGUCACUCUGCGUGGCCAGGAUGGGGAGCUGCGCAAGGCUGCUGCUGCUGGAGGGCCACCUGACCCCUUGCUGGCCAACACACCGCAGCUUUUCCUCAGCUCUGCCAUACAGGAACUCCUGACUCAACUUUUUGACUCCAAGACAAUGAAGGAAGAUGAACAGUGGUUGGCAGGCAGGGACAAGUCAGAAGAAAGCAGCAGCAGUAGCCUGAGUGUGGCACCUCAAGGGUAUGGCUCCCAUGGGGUGAAGGGAAAGUAUGAAGGAUUUGGCAGCUCCCCUAAUGUCCCCAGUGAGAGUCUGGUGACACAGGUGCGAGGGAUGGUGGAGCGGGUGAUGUCCACCUCAGUGGACACCAACAGCCUGGACCUGCUGAAAGGGGACAAGGGAGACUACCAGCCAUUGUCCCUUCCCUCCCUGGGCUCUGUGCCACCCUCCCAGCCUGUCCCACAGAUCCAGAUGCAGCUUCUGUCUGCCUCACAGAAAAACAAGUACAAAGCCCACCGGAAGGGCCGCGCAGGGGGUGGCUGGGAGAGUGAUGAGGACACCCAGGAACUCCCAGCCUCCCCACUCACCUCAGAUCUGGACCUUUCCCCGGGCCCUGCCAGCAGCCACUCCUCCUCUGAUGCACACUCUUCAGGGGUGGCAGAAGAACAGCUCCUGAACACCCUCACAGACGCCAAGAUGAGGUGGCCGUUGGACCAUGACAUGCUGGUGGGGAUCAGCCGGGACUGUGCCACCCUCAACCUUCCCCUCCUACUGGGGAAAAUCAGCAACAAGUGUUCACUGCUUGCUGCACCCACCACCAAUGACCCUCAGGCUGGUGAAAUCUCCAGCAGCAGCACAAACUAUCCUUUCCUGAUUGGUUGUGACUCAAAGGAUGCGGUCCCUCCCCUUGCCAGCCCUGAUGCAGACACCAGGACCACACGACUCCUGGCCUUGCUGCUGCUGGUGGAGUUUGGGAUGCACUAUGAUGUUCUUCCUCCUGCUCUGGUCCAUUCCCACUUGGGCCAGACUCUCACUGCAGUCAAGGAGAACAAGAAUCUAGAGUCCGCAGUGCAGCUCAAGGCAAGGAAGCUUUCUCUUAUUGUAUCUAACUUUGUGUAAAAGAAGCAUUGUUGUUAUGAAUGUGUGUCCCUGUGUUGUGAUACUCCUCUGAGUAAACUUUAUGUUUGCCA